Molecule: messenger RNA, 2981 nt
Organism: Calliphora vicina (urban bluebottle blowfly)
Lineage: Eukaryota; Metazoa; Arthropoda; Insecta; Diptera; Calliphoridae
Product: angiotensin-converting enzyme-like
Exons: 9
Coding region: 772-2808 (678 amino acids)
Biological process (GO): proteolysis
Cellular component (GO): plasma membrane
Molecular function (GO): metallopeptidase activity; peptidyl-dipeptidase activity
Source: RefSeq, a predicted model, not a curated record
GUUGAUCGUUAAACAUUCAAAUAGAAAAGCAGUCGUAUUUAAAUUCAACACAAAAUAGAAAAACAAACAAACUAAAACAAAAACGUUUUAGAAAAAGGAUAAAAGUGCUUUAGCAAUGAAAACAAACCUACAAAACCUCUAAAAGUCAUAGAAAAUUCAUUUAAUGGCGCAAAGUUGUUGUGUUUUUUUAGCGAUAAGUAUAAAAUGAAAUGUUUUAAGAAUCCAGCAAAUACUUGUGCAAUCCAAAGUUAAACAGUUGAAAUAAAUUAUUGUAGGUCUUUAAAAAAAAAAGAAUCAAGGAGAAACUCUAAAUAAAUAUUUACGUCAUAUUGUUCUGGAUCAAGGUCAUUUAAUACAUUUUUUUUGUGUAACAUAUUCCAAAAUAAAUAAAAGCUUUAAAAAAGAAAUAAAAAAAUAGUUUUACAUUUAACGUACACACACAAUCGUCAACAGCAAAACUCUUGAAUUUUAACAUUCACUUGAAUGGUUGAUGGAUGGAUGGAUGUAUUUGUUGAUGUGAAUAAACUAUGGAAUAAAAAAAAAGUUGAAAAUAUAAUCAAGGAAAUGUUUUUAUUUCUGCUCUCACAACUUUUUGCAAUCAUUUUUGAACAACAACUACAAAUAAAGGCAAAUAAUCAAAACAAACUAUAAGAAGAAAACAAAUUUGAACUUAAAGUUGAAUAAAAUAAACUAUGUACAUUGUACAUAAAACAACAACAACAAUAAAUAAAAAACGGAAAUAAAAGUUUUACAACUAGACACACAAAAAAGAUGAAAUCCAUCUCCUUUCAAAUAACGUUUGUUAUUUUUAGCUUGGCCCUUUGCCAAAGCACACCAUCAUCCAACAACAACAACACCACCAACACCUUCAACUCUACAGCAUCCAUCUCCUCAAAUUCGAAGAACACAACAACGACAUCCAGCAACAUUAAGAAUGCAUCACUAGCAACAGCAACAAUAGCAACGACAAAUGGUACAAAUGCCACUGACAAAUACCUUCAUUCCUCCGUUUAUGAAGCUCAUGCUUCAAAGGCAUUGGAUACGGCGAUUAAGCGCAUGCAAUCCAUUUACAAUCGCAAACGUGAACUCUUCUAUAGUCUUACACAGGGCAGAGGAUACAGCGUUAAUCAAGCACCCAUCAAACAGGAAAUAGACAGAGACUAUCAUAACCUGGUCUACGAAUUGGCAGGUAAUCUCAGCGUUAUACCAGUGCAACAAUUAAAAAAUCCAACACUGAGACGGCAGGUGCAGCGACUCUCGAAACUGCAAUUAUAUGGCCUGGGCAGGCGAGACUUUGAGCGGGCCAAGGAGCUACUGCACACCAUGCAAACAUUUAUAACAUCACGUUUGGUGUGCGUCCAACAGGACUGCACCCAGCAGUGGGCCAUGGUGCCAACAAUUAUUGGACACAUUGUGCGUACGAGAAACUAUAUGGAUUUGGAAUAUCAAUGGAUUAAAUGGAGACAGGCAUUGGCUGAACGUGAUUUAGGCAAAUCAACAUUUAUCGAUUUUGUGCGCCUGCUGCGUGUUGCUGCCACCUAUAAUGGUCAUGUUACACCAUCUCGCACUUGGUAUUUGUAUUACGAAACGGAGAAUUUCCAACGUGAAUUGGAAGAUGUGGUAUGGGACAUAAUGCCAUUAUAUAAGGAAUUGCAUGCAUACUUACGCUACUGGGCGCGCAAAACUUACAGUGACUCAUUGACAGCAUCGGAUGGUGCUAUACCAGCACCCGUAAUGGAGCAAAUGUUAAUGCAAGCCUGGCAUCCGCGUUCAAUAUUUCGCACUCCCUACCCCAAGAAACAAUUGCCCACCGUCAAACAGCGGCUGGAGGAAGUCUAUGUGACACCGGUUAUUAUCAACAAAAAAGCGGCCGAGUUCUUUGAGUCGUUGGGUUUGAAUCAUAUGUCAGAUGCUUUUUACCAAAAAUUCUCUCGCCGCAUGAAUGACGAUGAAAUGGGUCCAGAGUGUAAAUCUGAAGUUCAUUACUUUCCUCCCGAAGUGGCUUUGCGCUAUUGUCCCAAACUCGACUAUAAAGUUUUAAUGCAAAUGCAUGGUUAUAUGGCCGAAUUGCAGUAUAAUAUCUAUAAGAAAGAGUUACCCUUUGGUUUGGAUCGUGAACCCUGUCCUGGUUUUGGCAGUGCUUUGGGUGAAUCAUCUGUUAUUGCUUCGGGAACUCCACGUCAUUUGAAUCGUUUGCAUAUCUUAGUCAAUGCCAGUUUACCAGCCGAGGAAUCAAUGAAUCGUUUGUUCCGUAUGGGUGUUCACACUUUAUUGGCCAUACCCCAGUAUUUUAUCAACGAUAAGUUUCUGGUGGAUGUCAUGGAUGGCCGUAUUGGUCCUCAUGAGUAUAAUUGUGCUUAUUGGCGUUUACAGUAUAAAUAUGCUGGCGUGGUACCACCUCAUCGUCGUACAGAAAAACAUUUUGAUCCAGAUUAUAAGUUCUAUCGUGGUCUAAAUCCUGAGAAGCCGAAUACAGCCAAAUUCCUAUCCGAAGUUUUGGGUUUCAAUUUCUAUCGCAGUUUCUGUUUGGCUAGUGGCGAAUACAAACCGGGUAAUACAGCUUAUCCGCUUUACAAUUGUGAUUUUUAUGGCAGCAAAGCAGCGGGAGAUAUAGUCAAAAACGUCAUGCAAAUGGGUGCCACCAAACAUUGGCGUGAGGCUAUGGAAAAGGCAACCGGUGAUAAACGUUUGAGCGGCAAAGGUGUGGUGGAAUAUUUCGGUCCUUUAUAUGUUUGGCUUAGGGCUCGUAAUAAGGAGCUGGAUGUACAAAGUGGCUGGGAUGAUGAUCCAAAUUGUGGCAGUAAUUAAACCAGCACAUAAGAGUAAUAAUUGCAUUUUAAUUAUAAAAUGCUGUUAUAUUCAGUUGCACAAACAUACAUUAUAUAAUAAUAUAUUUAAUCAAUGGUAUUUUCCUUAAGUAUACGAUAUUACAUAAUAUGACUAUAUAUAUAAUAAAGUUACUAAAUAAUUAUGAAUUUGAA